Symbiodinium sp. CCMP2456 is the source of this 8129-nucleotide messenger RNA. The record is from the annotation of a GenBank genome assembly. NCBI's taxonomy places the organism in Eukaryota, Dinophyceae, Suessiales, Symbiodiniaceae.
CCAGCGGCAGCACCAGCGCCGCCAUCGGGCUCUCGCAAUGCAGCUCGGCGGAGAUCCCCGCCAUUUUCGAGGAGGACUUCAUCUUCCAGACGGGCUCCGUGGCCUGGGAGGACGGCGACGUCGCCGAGAAGUGUGCCGUUCUGCUGUCCCCUCUAUCGUCCCUGGGCCGGAACGACAGCGCGGCGGCGCGGCUCUUCGUCCUCGCGGACGCCGAGACGGAGCGAGACGAGGCCAUUUGCUUCGGCAUCCUCUCUGCGCAAGGCUCUGCUUCGGCGACGGCCUCAGCGACGCAGCAUGUUUCCGACGUAUCGUCCGCUGCAAGCUGCACGCUGCACGCAUGCAGGAAGCUGCAAAGCAGCGAUCUAGUGCCAUUCAUGCGACACUGCGACACCUUGUGUGCCUCUCAGGUGACUUCUUUGCGGGAUGGGGAUUUCAGCGAGACGAUGACCUUGCUGCUGCAGGACCAGGGGGCAGACGGAGGCCCAGCACAAGAGCCCUGCCCGCGCGGCCAAGCUUGCCGUCUGCAGCUCCAGAACAGCGACCUGGUGCGGCAAGCUGCGUCAAAGGCCUGGGCAGCGGACAGAACGCCAGUGCUGAUCCUGGCAAGCUCCUGCAACGGCUGUGGGCAGCUGGACCACGGCCCUACGAAUGCCUUCCUGGCACAGUCGACCCUGUCGCAGAUGUACGAUGUGGACUUCCUGAACUUUGAGGCUGUGCCUGGCCGCUACCUGGUGUGCCUUUGUGAUACGCUCCGCCCCUUGAAUGUCACAGGCACGUUGCCACGUCGGCAGAGUGAGAGCGAGGCGAGUGGCAAGGCCGGCAUGGCGGUUGCUAGCGUGCUGAUCGAGGGUGUGAGUGACGGCCAGCAGGCGACGUGCUUCCGUGGCCAGGCUUGUGAGCUGCCAACCCUCACUGGCACGGGCCUGCGGCCGGGCGACGCCGUCGCCGUUCAACAGUCUUGCGGGGAAGCUGCCGUUUUGGACGGCCUGCCAGCCAGCGGCAUUGCGACGGACAGGCUGGGCACCGGAAGCUACACGUUUGGCCCGGGCGAGAACGUCCUCCUCAGCGCGCCCGGGGGGCCCAGCAACUGCAGCUCCGGCACGGACUUCAACACGCAGGUCGGCUUUUUCCGAGUGCACGGACCACUGAGCAGCGGCCGCUUCUUGUGCACUGUGAAUUCAUCGUGCCGCUUGGAGAACGUCGCUGGUGUUGGUCUGAUGCCACAAGACAAGGUCAUCGUAUCACGUAGUUGCUCCAAUACCACCCUGGAGAUGGGUGCUUUCAAUUCCGUCUCCAGCACACCAGACGCGGGCUCCUACAACCUCGGAGUCCUGGACGCAUCAACGGAAGUUUGGCACGAGCUGGAGGUCGGUCAGCUAACCGUGCAAUGCCCGUUGGAUUCCUACUGGCCCACGGGGGCGGCUGGAGCCCCGGAGCCUUGGGGGAGCUGCGAGGUCUGCCGGGAUUUUCAGAAGACCCUUGCCACAGCAGCCGUUGGCAAGGCGUCUUGUGUUUGCAAGACCAAAAGCGAGGAUGAUUUGGACUUCCAGGAGACCCAAGACGGCAACUGCGGCUGCCAGGACUCCUUCUUCUGGAACGAGGCUGAGUCCAGAUGCCAGGCAUGCACGGAUGGGCAGAACUGCCAGUGGAACAACGUCUUCGCGAACAGCUUGCACCCGCCUGAGCUCCAACCCGGCUUUUGGGCAGAGCCAGCAGCCGAGCCCUUCAGAGGCCACUCGGUGUACAGGUGCUUCAACACCAUCACCUGCCCUUCCACCAACAGUGCUUGUGCCCCGGGCCGCCACGGCAAAGCUUGCAGCCUGUGCCUCCCUGGCCACUUCGGAUCGCACGACGAGCCCUGCAGCAGCUGCGGCGACACGACAUUUGGAGACAACCGCUUGUUCUUCGCUGCUUUUGCGAUCCCGGGAGUGCUGUGCGUCACUCUGCUCGCACACAUCCUGUUCCAGCUCACUUCGGGGCACAGUUCAUGUGCCUCGCUGGGAGCCUCCCACUUCCGAACUGCACUUGGCCAGAACUUCCGCUGCAUGCAGCUGAUCAGCGUAGUGUCAUUCUUUGGUGUCUACUGGCCGACCAUACUUACUUCCCUUUGGGAUGCGAUCCGUGCGUUGACAUCAGAUUUGGUGCGUAUCCCGAGCUUGGGCUGCAUGCUGCCUCACACGCCCUUCGCUGAAAUGAUAUGCACCUACGCAAUUCCGAUUGUUUUGAUUUUGUCUGCGCUUGCUUGGCCCUUGCUUUCCUGGUUGCUGCGAGAGACGUUGAGCAAAGUCGGCCCUAGUUCGGCGAACAUAAACGGGAAAUGGGCGGUGAAGAUGCUGGACGUGCUGAAGAUGGUUGUUUGGGUGUCUGCGCUCUUUUUCAACACCUUGAUUCAGAAAGGCUUCUUGGUCUUUACCUGCGUACGGAGCCCCAACGGAGUUCAAACCGUGGUGGUCUACCCUCAAGUCGAGUGCCCCAGUGGCACCUCGGCUCCAAGUUCCGAGUGGCUGGAGUUGCUUCCCUUCGCGAUCGUGUAUUGUGCCGUGGUCGGCUUCGGCCUGGUCGGGGCUGUGACCCAUGGUGCAAGGCAGAUGACGCGAUGCAUGGUGGCAUCCAAGAUGCAAGACCGAGGGCCUUGGGAUUUCCUGGCUACGGAAUACAGAGAUGCCUACGUCUGGUGGCUGGCAGUGGUGCUGCUCAAAGAUUUGUCGGUGAACAUUGGUGCAGCAGUUUUCACAAGCAUUGGGUCCUGGCAGCUUCUCGCAACUGCCAUGAUUCAGGGUUUCUAUGGCUAUGUAUGUUGGACACGCCAUCCCUACAGAAAUCGACUGAACAACUUGCUUGAGGUGUGGUGCUCUUUGACUGUCGUGGGGCUAAGCCUCUGGGCAGCCGGCAUGGGCUUCCCAAUGGAUAUCCACGGUUUCGCGUUGCGGGAGCAGGAUGAUGCCAACUUCCAGUCAUCGACGCUCUGCGGAUUCCAGGUGAUCUCCGCCCUGGUCGCUUUGAGCCUGAUGCUCCUAACUCCGCUACAGCGGUUUCAGUCGCAACAUCGCCCCGAAAGCGAACUGGUGAAUGGCAUCAUUGAUCUUCCCAUCAAGGAGGAUGAUUUGAAGGCCAUGGACGCUGUGGAUUUGCAAGAGACGAUGCUUGUCUUCCGGAGGGUGCGAGCAGGCUCUCGUCCUGGUUCGGAGCCCUUAGGCUCGAGGUCAGAGCCCGGUGUCGAUCUCAAGACUCAACUGGACAUGAUUAUCCGGGAGGUUGUCGGCACCGUGCACCAAGUUUGCGCGACCUGCUGCACCCUUUUUUGCGGCUAUGGCAGGCUGCUUGACACGGGAGCCGUCAGAUUGAUUCAGGCGUCGAAAACGCUAUGCUGCCCAAAAAGUCCGUGUGGUGCCGUCGUCAGAGCGCGUGUGCGCGAGCAGCUGCAUCACCGUCGUCACUGUUUCACCAAAGACAGAGCAGAGCUGAAGUACACUGCUAGCUGGAUAUGCCGCUCACAUACCGAGUCUCUUGUGACUGCGGCUGCAGCCUUCUCAAGAAGCGGCCCAAUGAGUUUCUUCAGCACAUGGACCGGAUUCGUGCUCUUGUUUUAUGCGGCCGAUGGAUCCUGUGUUGAGGACAUAAACUGGUUCGAUGCCACUCUGGCUUAUUGUGACCAGUAUGCGUCGCUUUCCUACUGCACAACAGACGGAAGCUACGGCAUCGGCCAUUCGGCGGAGCUUGGGAGCUUCAGCGAGAGGGCCCAUCCCUGGGACCAAAGCACAGCCUUGGAUGCUUGCUGCAGCUGUGGUGGCGGUGUGAGCUGUGAGGUUGUGCCAGGGUGGCAAGAUGCAGCUGGAAAUGGCUGCGAUCACUAUCAGGAUUGGUGCACUUCGGGUGCCGGGUAUGGACAGGGACAAAAGCCCUGGGCCGAAGUCAAGGAAUUUCUUGGCACUUGUUGCGCCUGUGGCUUUCCUGCCUUCAUGCCAGAUUUGAAGUGUGCUGAUGCAUACAUGGAGACUCAAGAGCAGCUGCUGGAAUUUGCGAAGCAGAACUGCACGUCCGUCAAGCCAGUACUCUUCUUGUUCCGUGAUGUCAGCGAUGCAAGGCCUCUUCAGCACUUGAGAGCCGUGCAGAAUCUGCGCAUUGAAGCGACCACGUCGCUGGUGACCUUGCAGGGCCUCGAAGGUUUGCAUGUCACGAGGCAGCUGCAGUUUGGAUGGAACGGCGGGCUGCAGAGCCUAAGUGCCCUCGGCAGCCUCCAUCCGCAGAAUCUCCAGUGGGUUGAGAUCGAGGGGAACGGUGGGCUGGUCGACCUAUUGGGCUUGGAGGGCCUUGUGGAGGUGGGAAACCUGGAGAUCAAGGAGAACAACAAACUCACCUCUUUGGCCGCGCUCGGUUCCUUGAGGAAGGUUGCAUGGCUGAGGCUCGAGAUUAACGGCAAGCUCAGAUCUCUACAUGGUUUGGAAGGACUCUCCGAGGUGACAGGCACUUUUCGCAGAGGGCCGCAUCUCACCAAGGCCAGUCUUGAAAUCUUCGACAUGCCAGUGCUGGAGUCCGUUGGCGCCCUGCUUUCGAGUUUGAAUGGCUUCUUGGACGUCACACGUGUCUGUACGGGCAGCUGCAACACCGCCGUCGAUUUAAGUCAAGUUGGCCACGGCCCCUGGGAGGAGGCGUUUGCCAGGGGCUUCUGCUUUCCGGCGGAGGAGCGGGCGGCCUUCCUUGAGAUGAUUGGGCCACUGAACUACGCGAUCCCGGACGCGAGCUGGCCGGCGACCUGCCAGUACUGCCCGCAAGACUGCGGCACCCUCCCGAGUGGCUAUGCGGUGCAGUGCGACUACGAGGUCGGUCGCUGUGGCUGUCCAUUGGGCAGCGUGGGGCCGAACUGCACACUGGCGGCACCAGUGGUGCGCUUGGUUCCCGGACAAUCGCAGCAGUGCCUGAGGCCUCGCCUACCCCCAGGCCAGGCAGAGAUAUGUGCCGUCUGCGUGGACGUGGUCGCGGAGAGCUACCCGACGGACAUGCUGGAGCCACCCAGCUCCUUCCUGCUGCAGGCACUGGGCGGGGACGGCGCAAAUGGGGCCGGCUAUCUGCAGGCCGCGCCGCAGCAGGUGUCGUGGCAGAACGCCAGCGCUGGGCAGAUGUGCGUGAACAUUUCCGUGAGCGCCAGCGAGGUCUCCGCGGGCACCGAGAGGAUCGAGCUGGGCUUGGGAUACUCCGGGUUCGCGCAGGACUGCCUUCUGCCGGGGACCUUGCGGAGCCCACGGCGGAACCCCACAGAGCCCUUCUUCCCCUGGUGCUUGGAUUCGGGGGACUGCAGCAGGUCAAGCCCAGAUGCCGGCACAGGGAUCAACUACGACUUCCAGGAAGCGGUCGUCUCUUGGCCACACCUCGAUGCCACUCCUAAGUCCAUUGCCUUAAACCUCCCGGACAACAGCAUCGCAGAGGCGGGCGUCAUCCUGACCCUCCGCAUGCGGUCCGGCGCCGUCGGCGCUGGAGCGCAGAUCCAGAUCCAGAUCGCUGACAACGGCGACGGGGGCCACUUGGGUUUCACCUCGCAGCGAGUCACCCGCCCAGAGACGGACGUCCCAGAGGAGAACGAGACGUGCCUCGUGCAUGUGAGGCGGAGGGGCGGAGCCAGCGGCAGCACCAGCGCCGCCAUCGGGCUCUCGCAGUGCAGCUCGGCGGAGAUCCCCGCCAUUUUGGAGGAGGACUUCAUCUUCCAGACGGGCUCCGUGGCCUGGGAGGACGCCGACGUCGCCGAGAAGUGUGCCGUUCUGCUGUCCCCUCUAUCGUCCCUGGGCCGGAACGACAGCGCGGCGGCGCGGCUCUUCGUCCUCGCGGACGCCGAGACGGAGCGAGACGAGGCCAUUUGCUUCGGCAUCCUCUCUGCGCAAGGCUCUGCUUCGGCGACGGCCUCAGUGACACAGCAUGUGACAUCUUUGCGGGAUGGGGAUUUCAGCGAGACGAUGACCUUGCUGCUGCAGGACCAGGGGGCAGACGGAGGCCCAGCACAAGAGCCCUGCCCGCGCGGCCAAGCCUGCCGUCUGCAGCUCCAGAACAGCGACCUGGUGCGACAAGCUGCGUCAAAGGCCUGGGCAGCGGACAGAACGCCAGUGCUGAUCCUGGCAAGCUCCUGCAACGGCUGUGGGCAGCUGGACCACGGCCCUAGGAAUGCCUUCCUGGCACAGUCGACCCUGUCGCAGAUGUACGAUGUGGACUUCCUGGACUUUGAGGCUGUGCCUGGCCGCUACCUGGUGUGCCUUUGUGAUACGCUCCGCCCCUUGAAUGCCACAGGCACGUUGCCACGUCGGCAGAGUGAGAGUGAGGCGAGUGGGAAGGCCGGCAUGGCGGUUGCUAGCGUGCUGAUCGAGGGUGUGAGUGACGGCCAGCAGGCGACGUGCUUCCGUGGCCAGGCUUGUGAGCUGCCAACCCUCACUGGCACAGGCCUGCGGCCGGGCGACGCCGUCGCCGUUCAACAGUCUUGCGGGGAAGCUGCCUUUUUGGACGGCCUGCCAGCCAGCGGCAUUGCGACGGACAGGCUGGGCACCGGAAGCUACACCUUUGGCCCGGGCGAGAACGUCCUCCUCAGCGCGCCCGGGGUCUACAGCCUUUGCUUCUGCCGGCCAGGGCCCAGCAACUGCAGCUUCGGCACGGACUUCAAUGCCAGGAUUGGUAUCUUCAGAGUGCAAGGACCGAUAACUACCACCCAAUUCGCCUGCACUAUGAACUCGUCCUGCGAAGUGAACCUCGCCGGCAUUGGCUUGAUGCCACAGGACAAGGUCAUCGUGUCGCGCGACUGCUCCAACCUCAGCUACAGCGAUCUUCAUCCACUGGGUUCCUUCAACGCCGUUGCCAGCACGCCUGAUGCCUCUUCCUACUAUUUGGGAUCAUUGGACCUCUCACAGGAAGUUUGGCACGACCUGGAGGGCAGCUGCCGGCACACUUGGCCUGAGCUGUCCUUUGGAUUCCUACUGGCCCACGGGGGCGGCUGGAGCCCCGGAGCCUUGGGGGAGCUGCGAGGUCUGCCGGGAUUUCAGAAGACCCUUGCCGCAGCAGCCGUUGGCAAGGCGUCUUGUGUUUGCAAGACCAAAAGCGAGGAUGAUUUGGACUUCCAGGAGACCCAAGACGGCAACUGCGGCUGCCAGGACUCCUUCUUCUGGAACGAGGCUGAGUCCAGAUGCCAGGCAUGCACGGAUGGGCAGAACUGCCAGUGGAACAACGUCUUCGCGAACAGCUUGCACCCGCCUGAGCUCCAACCCGGCUUUUGGGCAGAGCCAGCAGCCGAGCCCUUCAGAGGCCACUCGGUGUACAGGUGCUUCAACACCAUCACCUGCCCUUCCACCAACAGUGCUUGUGCCCCGGGCCGCCACGGCAAAGCUUGCAGCCUGUGCUUCCCUGGCCACUUCGGAUCGCACGACGAGCCCUGCAGCAGCUGCGGCGACUCCACUCCAGAAGAGAACAGGCUGCAAUUCGCAGCUGUGUUUGUGCCCGCCUCUCUUCUCGUGACCUUGCUGGCGCACCUCGCCUUUCGCCGGAGCUCCCAGCAGGCCAAAGUCAAGGCCAGUGGAAUCCUGACGCCUCUAAUCACAUCGCUGGAGCCGCUCCGGACCGCCUUCGGACAGGUCUUCCAGUACAUGCAGCUGAUGAGUGUGGUGUCCUUCUUCGAGGUGCGCUGGCCGUCGCUUCUGCAGUCACUCUGGGAUGCGAUCCGAUCUUUCACCACCAAUCUGUUGUCCAUCCCGAACCUCGGCUGCAUGACUUCACAGCAGAGCGCUUUGACGACAAUGUCUUGCACCUAUGCACUGCCCUUUGUGCUGAUCCUCAUCUCCUUGAGCUGGUCCGGCAUCACGUGGCUCUUGAGUGCCAUUCUGGCAGAGUUGCCCGGUGAACAUGCCCAGUCUUGGAAAGGAAACGUGCGCAUACCCGUCCGCGAGAUCAUGAAGAUGGUUGUUUGGGUGACGGCGCUCUUCUUCAACACGCUCCUUCAGAAGGGCUUCCUUAUGUUCACUUGCACGAGGGGUCCCAACGGCGUCCCGACUGUCGUUGCCUACCCCCACAUUGAGUGCCCAGGUGGGUCUUCUGCGAGCCAGGAGUGGCUGGAGAUUUUUCCGAUUGCCGUGAUCUAUUGCUGCGUCCUUUGUGUAGCUUGA